CACGCCCAACUCACCACGCCCAACUCACCACGCCCAACUAACCACUCCCAAUUCACCACUCCCAAUUCACCACACCCAACUCACCACUCCCAACUCACCACGCCCAACUCACCACAGAAAAAGUUUCGAAUAAGAAGAGCAGAGGUCUUAGAGUGGAAUCAACAGUUUUGGGCAGAUCAUAACUCAAGAUUUUUCAAGGAAAAAGAAGAAUAUGUUCAAUCUCUGAAAGAGCUUAGUGCUGACAGCAAUAAAAAUGUGACCCAAGAAGAGUUAUCCCCAUUUUACAAAGCCUUUCUAGAUAAAAAUAGGAUCACACAUCUAAAUUAUAACAAGGAAUGCCUUAUCCCAGUAUCCGGCAUAACUAAUGUGCUUGUCCACACCCAUAACUUGCAAGAAUUAAAAAAAAAACAGAAAAAAAAAAAACUAACAUUCUCUUAA
Molecule: messenger RNA, 438 nt
Organism: Physella acuta
Lineage: Eukaryota; Metazoa; Mollusca; Gastropoda; Physidae
Product: cytochrome c oxidase assembly factor 8-like
Biological process (GO): intrinsic apoptotic signaling pathway
Cellular component (GO): mitochondrion
Source: RefSeq, a predicted model, not a curated record